AUGACGGUCAAUUUUUCGCGACAAGAAUGGUACUUCGAAAAUGAGCCAGCCAAGGUGUAUCGCUUUCAGAAUCAGCCGUUAGAUCCCGUUUUUCAUUUGAAUGUUAUUGAGAAUACUGCCACUCGUAAUUUAAGUAGCUCUUUCGUGUCGAUAGAUGAGAGCGUAGCGGAAACGAAAUUAGACGAUGCUAGGCCGGCAAAUGGGCUGUCUGUCGCGAAAGCGACGCGUGAUCGCAAGACAAAGAAAGUUCGGCUGUCGAAAUCUGAUCCGCUUAUUUGUUGUGGAUUAAAUGAGUUAUCGUCGCGCGAAGAUCAGAUAUUGGUGAAGUUUCUAAAGAAACAUAUAACAGGCGAUCCAGAUAAACCGGGAGCGACGAAUUUGACGGAACAUAGAAUCGAUGUAGCCGGACAUCGUCCAAUUAAACAGCGAUAUUAUCCCGUUUCGCCGAAAAUCCAAGAAGCUAUCUACGCGGAGGUAGAUAAAAUGUUAGCGGCAAAAAUAAUAGAACCGUCGAAGAGCGAAUGGUCUAGUCCGAUAGUUAUGAUCAAAAAGCCGAAUGGUAGCUAUAGAUUCUGUCUGGAUUUUCGAAAAUUAAAUAACGUUUCGAAAAAGGAUGCGUACCCGUUACCGUACAUGAACGCCAUCCUGGAUAAAUUGCGAUCAGCAAGUUAUAUUUCGACGAUCGACUUGAGUCAGGCGUAUUUCCAGAUUCCGCUGGAGAGAAAUAGUCGCGAGUUAACGGCAUUCACGGUACCGGGGAAAGGAUUAUUUCAUUUCACCCGCAUGCCGUACGGGCUCACCGGUGCCCCCGCGACAUUUCAGCGAUUGCUCGAUCGACUCAUAGGUCCCGAGAUGGAAUCUCACGCUUUCGCUUAUUUAGACGACAUCGUGGUCGUAACGCGUACUUUUGACGAACAUUUGAUUUGGCUAAAGCGUGUGUUAGAUCGCAUUAGAGAGGCAGGUCUAACCAUAAACCCAGAAAAGAGCAAAUUCUGUAGGUCGCAAGUUAAGUAUCUCGGGUUUUUAAUUCAACAGGAAGGGCUUAAGGUAGACCCUGACAAAACCGCGCCGAUAGUCGAGUAUCCGCCGCCGAAGAAUAUAAAGCAGUUAAGACGAUUUAUUGGAAUGGCGUCUUGGGCGCUGUCGGAGGCCGAGAAGAAAUACUCCACGACGGAACAGGAGUGUUUGGCUGUCGUUUGGUCCAUUAAAAAGUUCAGACCGUACCUCGAAGGGUAUAAUUUUAAAGUUAUCACGGACCAUAGUAGCUUGAGAUGGCUUCACAACUUAAAGAAUCCGACUGGCCGUUUAGCGCGAUGGGCCUUGGAGCUCUUAGAGUACGAUUAUAAGAUCGAACAUCGGAAGGGAGCGUUGCACCAUGUUCCCGACGCGUUGUCGCGCAUGUACGAGGAUACCGCGGAAUUAUGCGCUGUAGCGAUUACCGGCGACGCUUGGUAUGAUGCACGCGUUCGAAGCGUGGAAAACGAGCCGCGUAAAAAUCAGGGCUGGAAAAUUAAUAACGACCAGCUGUAUUUUCGAAAACCGAGCGCCGUCGUGUCCCAGGUUGUCGACGAUCUCGAGCAAUGGAAACUAGUCCUGCCGAGAGAAGCGCGCGUGAACGUCCUUAGAGAGGCUCACAAUACUCCACAAGCCGGUCAUCUCGGAGUGGAGAAAACCUAUCAGAGGGUAGCGACGCGUUACUUCUGGCCGCGAAUGUUUAAAGAAGUUGCCGGUUAUGUUCGACAUUGCGAUGUGUGCCAAAGAACAAAGGUGGAACAGAAUGUGCCGAUGGGUUUGAUGGGGCGUAGAGCUGUCGAGACUCCGUGGACGGUGGUCGCCACGGAUAUUAUGGGGCCGUUUCCGCCGAGUAAGAACGGGAACGCGUACAUCUUGGUCAUGCAAGACCUGUUUACUAAGUGGAUUGAAUGUUGCCCCCUGCGAAAAGCGACCGGCAAAAAGAUCCGCGAGCUCUUGACAGAAUUAAUCGUAAAUCGAUGGGGCGCGCCGCGAGUGCUUCUGACGGAUAACGGCACUGAGUUCAUUAACCGCGAACUGCAGGCUUUUGCGGAGGAGCACGGCAUAACUCACACGACUGUGCCUCCGUACCAUCCUCAGGCGAACCCUGUGGAGCGCGUGAAUAGGGUAAUUAAGACCAUGAUAACGGCCUUUCUGGAAAGCGAUCACCGCGAGUGGGACCUGCACUUGGCUGAGUUCCGUUUCGCGUACAAUACGGCGUACCAUACUUCGUUACACGCCACUCCUGCGUUCUUGAAUUUUGGUAGGGAACCGCAGCCUAUAAAUACAGUGCGUGGAGGGCACGAGCAGGCUGUCGAAGUCGCGGAGACAAAUCCCGCGAGUUGGAAGGAACGCAUGGAGAGGAUAAAAGCUUUACGCGAAUGGAUAAUCGAAAACUUAGAAGCCGCGCAUGAAAAGCAGUCGCGAUAUUACAAUCUGCGUAGGAGAGAUCAACGUUUUGCGAUCGGCGAGCGAGUUCUGAAGCGGCAACAUAUCCUAUCGUCGGCUGCUCAGAACAUAUCGGCUAAGUUAGCGACGAAAUUCCACGGCCCGUUUACUAUCGCGAAAAUAUUAUCGCCCGUGGUUUAUGAGUUACGUGAUGACGCGGGUAGAUCGUUAGGUAAGGUGCAUAUCAAAGAUUUAAAAUUGUAUAAUGUACCACAUCCUACCCUUUCCUUAGGCAAUUGA
Messenger RNA from Camponotus floridanus (Florida carpenter ant), 2700 nucleotides. RefSeq lists its product as uncharacterized. Bases 1 to 2700 code for a protein of 899 amino acids. Gene Ontology annotation, molecular function: nucleic acid binding. Gene Ontology annotation, biological process: DNA integration. The record is from RefSeq and is a predicted model, not a curated record. The transcript is spliced from 2 exons. NCBI's taxonomy places the organism in Eukaryota, Metazoa, Arthropoda, Insecta, Hymenoptera, Formicidae.